Molecule: messenger RNA, 1095 nt
Organism: Pestalotiopsis fici W106-1
Lineage: Eukaryota; Fungi; Ascomycota; Sordariomycetes; Amphisphaeriales; Sporocadaceae
Exons: 2
Coding region: 1-1095 (364 amino acids)
Source: RefSeq, a predicted model, not a curated record
AUGACUUCGGCUGCCGCCAAUGUCUUGAAUGGCGACUUUGCCAGCCAUGAGAGUGUGGUCCGGUUCUGCCGCCAAUAUCUCCAACUCGAGAAUGAGCUCGACUUUCCAGAACCGAAACUCCUGCGUGAGGAGCAUGUCCAGUCGGCCAUUUUUGAACGCCUCUUUGCCGAUGCGGCAACAUCGUACCCGCCCCCGCCGAGGUAUGAGCUCCGCGUCCUCAAGGAUCUCAUGUCCAAGAUUGAGGAUAGCAUUGAGGACUGGGAACAACAUGGUGUCUCUGAUGACCUGAUGGGCCGGCUGGCCGAGAGUCUCGCAUCCCCAGUACCCUCGGAGCUCGAUGCUGCGCAGCAAAAGUCCUACGUGACUUAUUCCUUAUCUCUGCUCAAGGAAGAGUCUGCUACUACCACUGCUACUACACCCCAGAUCACACUCCUCGAGACGCGCGACCUCAUCUCAGCCGCCGGCACCACUGGUCUGCGGACGUGGGAAGCCGCCCUUCACCUAGGACAGUACCUCUGCGAACACCCUUCCCUGAUUCAAGGUAAAGGCGUGCUCGAGCUGGGCGCGGGCACGGGCUACAUUUCCAUUCUCUGCGCAAAGUACCUGUCCCCGCGCCAAGUCAUUGCGUCCGACGGCUCCGACGACGUGGUCAAUAACCUGCCGGAAAACUUUUUCGUCAAUGGACUCCAAAAGCAGCAACAGCCAGAGGAUACCUCGACGGAGCAAAAUGGCCCUCUCAUUACCGCCAUGGACUUGAAAUGGGGCCACGCCCUACUGGGCACCGAGGAGGCGGCCUGGAACGGCGGCCGGCCCAUCGACGUGGUCCUCGGCGCCGACGUCACGUACGACGAGCGCGUCAUUCCGUCCCUGGUGAGCGUCAUUGAGGACCUUUUCCAACUCUACCCUUCGGUAAAGGUCAUAAUCGCGGCGACGGAACGCAAUCGCAAGACAUAUGAUGCCUUUUUGCGCGUUUGCGAGCAGAGGCGUUUCGGAGUUCAUCAGGUCGACUACGCCCUACCGCCCCGAGCGUCCCAAAACGGUCCUUUUUACAAUGACCAAGUGCCAAUUAGGAUCUGUGAGAUUAUUUCAUCAUAA